UACUGUUCAGAGACGGAUUCCGAAGCAGCAUCUUCAGGUGUUACUUGAACACAGCUCCUUCACUCCCUGUGUCCUUCCAUCUGUCAUCAGCAAUAUAGUUCUCGGUUUCCAGUCACCAGCUAUAACACUACUAUGUAGCAGAAUGCAAGACAUUAAAUCUGCUCCCACCAUUGGUAGGAGUGUUUGCUAGAGGUCACAGGUCGCUGCUAGCCAAUGAGAGCCCACGUGUGUAAGUCUGUGAGCUAGUGUCAGUAUUGCGAGAGUAUCCCUCAGCAUGUGUACUGCUGUCUACCUGAGCCCCCACAACUGAAGUGAGCAACAGUUGCACUACAUCAGUGGAGUACUGCCAUUCGUGAAUGUUUCAAGGAUUAUGUCCGUUCUUGGAGAGCAUCCCUUGAUGGAAGGCGGCCCUCCCCCCCUGGUGCCAGGGCUGUGGCGCCCAGCCCUGUGGUGCACCCCCACCCCACGGGUCCCUGAGUUGCCAGUGUAUCCCCAACCACGCUCGAUGACUCACCUGCUGAGUGAUUACAUAGCCACCUCCAACUCCUCUUCUCCUCUGUGGUACCCCUGGUAUUUUAAAGGUGAAUCCCUAUACAAGAGAAACUCCCCACUGGACGACCGGGAGUCGCCCAGCAAAGAGUUGCCGUCAAAGUUGCUCAAACACGAUCGAGUGAAAGAACGCCAGGAUCUCUGUCACACUCUCAACUUUGACAAAGAUCAUGCUGCACGUCUCAACUCCAAAAAGUCAGCAGGAACACAAACGCAAUUUACAAGUUUUAAUGGGGACAGCUAUCCAUACUACCCAUGUGAGACAGUUCCUGCCGACUCCUCGUACAACCUGCGGACGCUGUACCCCCCUCCCCCACCCCCGCCACCACCUCCUUCUCACCCUAGUCACGACCAACAUCCCAGUAUACCCAGCCAUCCACCCGAGCUCCCCUCCCCCGACAUCCAGAACGCACCCUUAAAUCUGUCACUCUCAUGUGGUGGCUCCCCGCCACCUCAUCGUCCGCAGCUACGUCCGUCGGUCAUCACAUGUGCGACGGCGUCAUCGCCAGGCAGUAGUUCCUCACAGCGGUAUGGCCAUUGUUCGAGCCCGGAGGAGCAGUCAUCACCGCCAUCUAACAUACCAGCAGCAGUAGUGACAGAUCCAGCCAUUGAGGAACACUUCCGCAGAUCCUUGGGCCACAACUACAAAGAUUCUAUCCAGACCAAAACAACAACCACAACUGUCGCUGCUGCCACUGCAGUGCAUGCUAACGUCUCCAUCACAGGCUCAGUUGACGAUCACUUUGCCAAGUCGCUGGGAGACACAACGUGGACGGCCAUAAAAGCCAAGUCGGACCCAGUCAAGGACAUGUUUGCCGGCUCAGUUGAUGACCACUUUGCUAAGGCAUUAGGCGACACAUGGUUAAGAAUAAAAGCCGAGAAAGAGAGCAACUGUCACGGAUCAUCUUGUUCCUCGCCAUCUGGGUCUCCCCCACACGCCUCCAUAGUGACCACAUAGACGCAGCAGCAACUGCUCAGGUGGUUAUAGUGCAAGGGAGGCAACUCCAAAAACUCUCAACUCCUUGCAGCUGUGCCAUGUAAGGGAGAUAACUCUGUGCCAUGUGUUGGCCGGCCACCUAUCAUACCAAAGAGGCAGGGAUAUGCCAUGACACUCGCUGUGGUUUAGCACACUUGUGCUUACAAGUUCCAUUGAUUGCAAGCGUCUUUAUGGAUGUGUUGUCUUGUCACACGGCCCUGUGAAGCCCAUGGUUCACACACAAGACAAUGACGAUGUGGUUGAUGUUUACGAUUUUGAAAUGGCAAUCAGUGUGUACAUAUGGAAGAAGAUAUUGUAUGUAUGUAACGUUUAUGAUGGAUUUCAUGAGAUUCCCAUGUCGUGACAUGAAGGUGGCAAGCCACCACUAUUUAUGAAGGAAAACACUGUGGACUGAUUAAUCAGUCUUUUUCAGUUUUGUGUCUCAGUCGGCUGGUGAAGCUGACGUUCAUUGAUUAUAAAAAAAAAAAUAUUUAACUGUUAUAUAUGAAGAAUAUAACUUUCAGAUAAUACAUUCAUAUAUUUGACUAUUGUUAAAAUGAUUUAUUGUAUUGAGUAAUUGACGGACAUGUUGGCCAUGCCUGCCCAAGGCCAGGUCACUGUUCAUGUCUAUUACUGUUUAUUCAUGACACUUCUAAGGUUAUCAACAGGAGGAAUGGACUGAACAUUUCCUAUGCAGGCCAGCGAAGGAGGAAUAUUAGGGCAUAAAACAAUUUUCUCAUGGCUUAUUGUUAUGUAUUGUGGUACAUGUUGUAAUGACGGGCUGAGCUCGGCAAGUUGGCAAUCGUAGCGUGUCUGAAUUUGAUCAUACACAAGAACACUACUCUCAUCUGACAAACUCAUGUUUUGUCAUCUAGACCAGUUUAACAGUAACUGACUGGGCACCCAACCACGAACCUCUUUAUUUCUGCAAAGAUGGGUUAUGACACUGUCAGUGAUGGUGUUGUGACACUGUUGGUUAUGGUGGUGUGACACUGUCGGUGAUGGUGUUGUGACACUGUCUGUGAUGGGGUUAUGACACUGUCGGUGAUGGGGUUGUGACACUGUCAACAAUGGGGUUAUGACACUGUCUGUGAUGGUGUUGUGACACUGUCUGUGAUGGGGUUGUGACACUGUCAACAAUGGGGUUAUGACACUCUCAGUGAUUGGGUUAUGACACUCUCAGUGAUGUCAUGACACUGUCGGUGAUGGUGUUAUGACACUGUCGGUGAUGGUGUUGUGACACUGUCAAUAAUGGGAUUGUGACACUGUCAAGGAUGGAGUUAUGACACUGUCAGUGAUGGGGUUGUGACACUGUCAACGAUAGGGUUAUGACACUGUCAAUGAUGGGGUUAUGACACUGUAAAAUAUUGGGUUAUGACACUCAGUGAUGUCAUGACACUGUCAAGAUGUCAUAACACUGUCAAUUAUGGGGUUACGACACUCUCGAUGAUGUUAUGACACUGUCUAUGAUAGGGUUAUGACGCUGUCUAUGAUGGGGUUGUGACACUCUCAGUGAUGUCAUGACACUGUCUAUGAUGGCGUUACGACACUGUCCCGGACACACACUCAUGCAACCUCAGUGUCAAGAUCACAGGACACAAAAUGUGCAAUUUACAACUGACACCUCAGAACAUUAGAAACAUUUCCUCAAAUCAUGUAUAUAUGUCUUCGUUAUUAUUAAAUAUAUUCUCACUGAUUGAUAAUACUUGUCUAUUUGUCUGAACAGAGAGAACAAAAAUAAACAUGUCUUACCAUUACAGUUGUACAUCCAAAUAACAAUUUGUCUUAAAACAAGAGACUGGGGACAGCUAGGAGGAGUGGGGUUAACUAGGGACAGCUAGGAGGAGUGGGGUUAACGGGAGACAGCUAGGAGGAGUGGUGUUAACUGGGACAGCUAGGAGGAGUGGAGUUAACUGGGGACAGCUAGGAGGAGUGGAGUUAACUGGGGACAGCUAGGAGGAGUGGGGUUAACUGGGGACAGCUAGGAUGAGUGGGGUUAACGGGAGACAGCUAGGAGGAGUGGGGUUAACUGGGGACAGCUAGGAGGAGUGGGGUUAACGGGAGACAGCUAGGAGGAGUGGAGUUAACUGGGGACAGCUAGGAGGAGUGGGGUUAACUGGGGACAGCUAGGAGGAGUGGGGUUAACGGGAGACAGCUAGGAGGAGUGGUGUUAACUGGGACAGCUAGGAGGAGUGGAGUUAACUGGGGACAGCUAGGAGGAGUGGGGUUAACUGGGGACAGCUAGGAGGAGUGGAGUUAACUGGGGACAGCUAGGAGGAGUGGGGUUAACUGGGGACAGCUAGGAGGAGUGGGGUUAACUGGGACAGCUAGGAGGAGUGGGGUUAACUGGGGACAGCUAGGAGGAGUGGGGUUAACUGGGACAGCUAGGAGGAGUGGGGUUAACUGGGGACAGCUAGGAGGAGUGGGGUUAACUGGGGACAGCUAGGAGGAGUGGGGUUAACUGGGGACAGCUAGGAGGAGUGGGGUUAACUGGGGACAGCUAGGAGGAGUGGAUUUAACUGGGACAUCUAGGAAUGGCAUUAACCGGGACAGCUAGGAGGAGUGGGGUUAACUGGGGACAGCUAGGAGGAGUGGGGUUAACCGGGACAGCUAGGAGGAGUGGGGUUAACUGGGACAGCUAGGAGGAGUGGGGUUAACUGGGGACAGCUAGAAGUGAAGUUAACUGGGACAGCUAGGAGGAGUGGGGUUAACCGGGACAGCUAGGAGGAGUGGGGUUAACUGGGACAGCUAGGAGGAGUGGGGUUAACUGGGACAGCUAGGAGGAGUGGGGUUAACUGGGACAGCUAGAAGUGAAGUUAACUGGGACAGCUAGGAGGAGUGGGGUUAACCGGGACAGCUAGAAGUGAAGUUAACUGGGACAUCUAGGAGGAGUGGUGUUAACUGGGACAUCUAGGAAUGGCGUUAACCGGGACAGCUAGGAGGAGUGGAGUUAACUGGGACAGCUAGGAGGAGUGGAGUUAACUGGGGAAAGCUAGGAGGUGUGGAUGCCUAGCUGCACAUUGCGGUAUUGGAAGUAGAAAUGCAUACAUCCUUUAGAUUAUCAUUUUGAGAUGUAAAUGAUAUACAUGUAUUCAAAUUUCAAUUAUUUUUUGUGAAAUUUAUAUACAAGAUGAAUAUACUUAACAACUUUUAAGGAGACAUUUAUACUGGUACAACACUUUUAUAGUGGUACAACGCUUUAGAGACAGCUGCGAAGAGAAAUAAAAUAUGUACAAAUAUUAAAUUUGACAUGAAGCAGAAGAUGUGUCGUGACAACAUUGCAUACAAUUUGCAUGACAUCUUCAAGCAACAUUCAGACCUGAAAUAGUAGAACUACUGUAUUCCACAUAAUAAGCACCCACGACGAUAUUUGCUAAUAUAUUGGCUAGUGAACAAUCCCAAUUAGCACCCCAUCUGAUUGAUCAAUGUACACAAGACUUAUUUAUUCGUGUAUAAUACACACUCGUGUGUUAUAUGCAUCCU
This is a messenger RNA of Haliotis rufescens (red abalone), 5008 nucleotides long. Its product is annotated as transcription cofactor vestigial-like protein 4. NCBI's taxonomy places the organism in Eukaryota, Metazoa, Mollusca, Gastropoda, Lepetellida, Haliotidae. Bases 371 to 1507 code for a protein of 378 amino acids. The record is from RefSeq and is a predicted model, not a curated record. The transcript is spliced from 5 exons. Gene Ontology annotation, molecular function: transcription coactivator binding. Gene Ontology annotation, biological process: negative regulation of DNA-templated transcription.